UACAGGUUUUUACUUUGUUUUCUGAUCGAAGUAUUUCGGUGAAUGUUUUGUAUAGGCGGCAGGUUAAUAUGAUACCUUGUGAUACCUAUGUUUUGUAUUGCGUUAACUUAUUGGAGGAUACGGUCUACAUUGUGCGCCAAAAGCGAUUUUAACGGCUUGUAAGUGCAGUGGAACAGAAAGUUUGUUUGGAAAUUUCUCACAGAAAUGGGAAGAUCUCGGGAAUCAACACCUUUCCUUCCGAUUCGAGAAGAACUGGAGUUCGAAAGUGAAGGACAACACAGCAUUCGAGGCAGUUCUAAAUCGUGUUUAUUGAAGCAAAGAACAAAAAAGAGAAUUGCAUUUGUAUUAACUGCCGCUGCAUUUGUUGCUAUUCUGUCAGGCCUUCUGUAUUAUUAUUUCUCUCGAAAAGUCAAGGAAUACCAACAAAUCGUGCUAGAGGAGACCCAACAUAUUACAGUGACAAUCAAAGCGGGUGUCAUCCGCGGUAAGUUUGAGGGUGAUGCGGUUGUGUUUAAAGGAAUUCCUUAUGCAAAAUCGCCCGUUGGAAAUUUACGCUGGAGAGCUCCGGUCUCGUGUGACGAUGAUAUAAACAAAUGCUGGAAUGGAACUCUGGAUGCUAGUGAAUUUGGAAGUUGGUGUGCACAGCAAGAUGUGUUGCACACUCCAGAUCCAACAAAAGUCAUAGGCAGUGAGGAUUGCUUGUUUUUAAAUGUAUGGACACCAAAGCACAGAUCAACUGAAAAACUUCUCCCUGUUUUAGUUUACAUUCAUGGUGGAUUUUUGAUGUAUUCUUCUGGGGAUUGGAAUGGACUUCACCCUUCACCGGAAAUGGUUUCAAAAAUGAAGAUUGUUGGAGUUUCUUUCAAUUACAGAUUAAAUGUGUUUGGUUUUCUUGCUUUAAACUCCUUAGCAGAGGCAUCAUCAAGCAAGAGUUCAGGGAACUAUGGCUUCAUGGACCAGGUAUUAGCCUUAAAAUGGGUGAAAGCUAACAUCCAUAAAUUUGGUGGUGAUCCAAAAUCUGUUACUCUGAUUGGACAAAGCUCUGGUGGUACAUCUGAACUGGCUUUGCUUGCCUCCCCUGGUGCAGCUGGGCUAUUCCAUCGAGCAAUUAUCAUGAGUGCCUCAGCUGUUUAUAACAAAUCAUGGGAAGAUGCUGCAGAUGACAACAAAAUUUUCAUCAAAAAUUGUGAUUGUGUGAGAAACAGCUCAGCAGCUGAAAGAGACUGUUUGUACCAGCUAACUACUGAGAAGCUGGAAGCUGCCAUCCCAUGGGAUGUAUACCCAUACUGGCGCAUGGCUGAUUUUAUGGAUCUGCCACAGAAAAAUGUGUUCUGUGGGGCAGUUGCCGUUGUUGACAAUGUUGUAGUUCCCAAGCCUCCUCUUCUUGCCAUGGUAGAAGGGGAAGCAAAUGAUGUCCCUUUAAUUAUUGGGACAACAGCACAAGAGGUAAAUAUUAAACCAGUGAAGGAUUUUUCCAAUUCUACUUGGGAAGACUACAGUGUUUAUAUGAAGCAAAAAUUGGCUCCUUUUAUUGGAAAGAAUGUCAGCUUGGUACUUGCCAUGUAUAACAAAAGUGAGCCCAGUGAGGGAACUCUGUCUCCUCAGUUUACUUAUUCGUCCCUGGCCUCUGAUAUACGAGUUUCUUGCCCAAAUGAUGUGUUGGCCUUGAAUGCAUCUCAAGGUUUCAAGAGCCCAGUUUACAGAUAUGUGGUUACAAAUGCUCCAUCAUUUCCGAUGAAUGUGGUUGGAUUUCCAGCAACAUUUGCAUUUCACAUGUGGGAUCUUAUCACACUGUUUGGUUUCCCUCCUGCAUUUCGUUACACUCCAUCACCCGGAGACCACAGCUUCAUGAGGGACCUUAGAAGAGAGUUUGGUAAAUUUAUUUACAAUGAAUUUACCUUUCAAGAUGCUUCUUGGAAAGAGUUCCCUGGAAGUACUGCUCUGUUCACAGACAGUGGUAUAAAGGUUCUUGAUAACCAUGGUUACCACAUGGAAGAGUGUGCAUUUUGGCUAAAUAAUGGUUUCUUUUCAUAUGGCUGGAUAAACUAGGUACAAUCUAUUACAUUUGAGUAGACUGAUUUGAACAUAAUGCAAACAGACACUUAACUUUUUAUUAGAUGCUCCAUCAAAUUUCAUGUCCUAUUUAUUAAUAGGCCAUUUACGAAUUACCUUUGGCCUCUUUUUGAAUGUGAGGCCUGGUGCUCAAUCAUUUGUAUGGAAAUGAGUUUAAUUUUCAUGGGAAUGAAAACUUAUUAUUAUAUGUAAGGUUGAGCACCAGGACUCGCUUUGAAAAAGAGGCAAAGGUAAUUCAGGAAAUGGCAUAUUUGACUUGCUCAUUCCCUACUUCUUGAUUGGCUUGGUAGUUCCUCCAGUACACAAUACAAUUUGUUAUGCAUAGAUUGCAAACUAGCUUUGGUUCUUACUUUUUUUAAACUCUUUAACUCUCAGGAUCCAAUGAGUAAUUAUCUCUUUAAAUUCUCUUACAUUUCCUAGACAGGAGCAUUUUUUGUUAUAGUUGCACGUCAAGAUAACACCAUUUCACUGACAACCUUGUAUGUUCUCAUAUCCUGUUUGCAAGAUAUCAUAUUGGAAUUAUAAGGAGAAGUUACAUGUAGAUAACUUUGGGAGUUUAAGGAUUCAGAAAGCUUUGCACUGUGUUAUGAGUGAUCUCUUCUAUUUAUUAGAUGUUAAUUAACAAAGAAAAAAUAUUUCUUCCCUGGGAAUUGAACACUGUCAAAGUUUUUUUGCAUUAAAAUAGUGUAUUGCAUUUUUUAAAGCAAGGAAACAUAGAGUCAUUAUCUCAGAUUAAUGGGUGAUAAUGAUUUAUCUGUAAAGAUAAGUUAUUUUGAUUUAUAAUAUAUUAUUGCUUUAUUUAUAUACUUUUUGCUGUUGUAUUAUGACACCCAGAAAAUUUAUGGAAGAUGAAAAAGAGUGAUUUUGCUUGACAGUUGACAAAUUUAAACUAAAAAAUUAGUUU
This is a messenger RNA of Stylophora pistillata, 2977 nucleotides long. RefSeq lists its product as uncharacterized. NCBI's taxonomy places the organism in Eukaryota, Metazoa, Cnidaria, Anthozoa, Scleractinia, Pocilloporidae. The record is from RefSeq and is a predicted model, not a curated record.